UGUCGUGUCGUUUCCUGGUGCUGGCAGCGAGAAGGCGAGACGACGUUAUUCCGACGCUGUAAACAAAAGUUCACUCAACGGUCCGCGCUCUUCGACACUUUCCGCGAAAAGACAUGCAUAUCAAGACGGGUACGUGGGAAGCCAGUAACACUGUGUGCGAGUCCGAUACCCUGUGCGACCCAGCUGUCCUCGUCGCGACCGCCAACCCGGAGCCGCACGUCCGAAACCGCCGCCUGUCGCCCGGCUCCGGCAACUGCGGCGGGGGCGGAGGAGGCUGCCUUUCCGGAGGGCGGCCCCGGCAGCUCUCCCCCGACGCGGACCCGAUCGGACCGACCCGCUCGCACGCCUUCGGCUUCCGCGUGGAAAAAGAGCGCAAGGGCCAGCAGCACAAAGGCCGCGGCCUUCGCCGAGACGCCGGCCAGAAGGACCUCAAUCGCUCCCGAAAGCUUACCCGGAAAGAGAGGUGGGUGGAGGACAGUCUGUCGCUGCUCAAGCCCCCGCCCGCCUUCCCGGUGCAGGACAGCCCCGCCAAGCUGCAGCCGGCCGUCAGCUACGCCUCCAAGGUGAAGGCCAAAGCGACUGGCGGCGUUCUGGAGGAGGACCGCCACGCCAUCGGUGUUCUGCUCCAGAACCAAUGGGGGCUGAGUUUCAUCAGCGAGCCGAGGCCCGUUCCGGAGGGCGCGGACCCUCACCCCGCCGCCGAUCCCCCCGCCCCUCGACCCGAAGAAACGCCCAGGCCCUUCGCUACCUCCGCCGCCCCGGCGACACGCCCUGAGCUGGACGAGAACAACGGGGAGCUGCUACUCAGUUGUCGCCACCUUGUGGAGGCUCUCAACUUCCAUAAUAGAGAAUGGAAUGCAAUCUGCAACAAACAGAAAAAAGAUCCCAAAAGAGUCAUGUGGUACAAGGACUUCCGGGAGCACCCGGCCUAGUGGCGCGCGGAACCCCGAAGCGUAUAUAGACCGACGCGCACGCAAUCUACACGCGCCUUCGUGCGCACUGACGUAACGACGGACAAUUCUCGGAGUCCCCUCUCACACGCUGCACUCAGGAUGAUGUCUUCAUGCAAAGCCACACUGAGACACUUUGGACUAACUCCUUUUUGAGAUCUUACAGCAAUGAACUUUUUUUUUUUUUUUUAAACGCCUUAUUAAAAAGUCUGCCUUAAGUAAUCAGACCGUUGUUCCAUCGCCCCGUUAUGAAUUUUAUCUUGUGUGUGUGAGACUGGGUCCCCCCCCCCUCUUUUAAUAAUCUUUGAGAAGCUGUAAUUGAAUUUUUUUCCUCCCCUUUUUUGAACGUUACAGUUUUAACAAACUGUGUCCCGUGCAAAGCGAGUGGUCAAUCAAGCACUUUGUUAAAUCUGUUAUUAGCGAUGGCCGUGCCAGCACCUCUCGCGGUGAUGUCUUUUUUUUUUUCCACCCACUCCGACUCCGUUUGACAUGUCUUAUAUACCUGCUCGAGUUUUACUGUUAACUUUUGGGUUUACAGAGGGGGUGUAUUCAAAGGCACAGUACUAUUUCCCCCUUUAGCCCUGUCAGAGCUAAAUGCCGGUUCUCCCCCCCCCUUCCGUUCUUUCGUUUGUUUUCUAAUCAGGUGAAUGUUGCUCAUGAAUUCAUAAGGGAGCUUAGUGUUCAAUAUGUUGAUUUUUGAAAAAUAAUUUGGAAAAAAAUUACACUGGAGGAGGAAUGUACGUGAACAGUAUUGCUUAAUAAAAGUAAAUAAACUUGA
Phycodurus eques (leafy seadragon) is the source of this 1728-nucleotide messenger RNA. RefSeq lists its product as uncharacterized. Gene Ontology annotation, cellular component: nucleoplasm; cytoplasmic stress granule. The record is from RefSeq and is a predicted model, not a curated record. Bases 114 to 932 code for a protein of 272 amino acids. The transcript is spliced from 4 exons. Gene Ontology annotation, molecular function: RNA binding. Lineage: Eukaryota; Metazoa; Chordata; Actinopteri; Syngnathiformes; Syngnathidae.